Aedes albopictus (Asian tiger mosquito) is the source of this 1949-nucleotide messenger RNA. RefSeq names its product putative lipid scramblase CLPTM1. Lineage: Eukaryota; Metazoa; Arthropoda; Insecta; Diptera; Culicidae. Bases 195 to 1922 code for a protein of 575 amino acids. The record is from RefSeq and is a predicted model, not a curated record. The transcript is spliced from 2 exons. Gene Ontology annotation, cellular component: endomembrane system; membrane.
UUUUCACGCUCAGCUGUCUUGUCUGUCGUCUGCCUUUUCUCCGUCGUCGCGCUGCUUCAGUGGCCUGGUUUAAUUUUUCUUCCGAAGUUUAAUCACGAUUUAACUAAACUUCUCCCCCCUAAAGUCGCGUGCAGCGAUCGGCUGCAACAGUUUGUUUUCCGGUGUGUUCUCACGAAACGGGAAUCACGGACGAAAUGCCACAGAACGCGAGUGCUGGCCCUGGCCCUGGCGGGGCUGCUGCUGGAGGUGAAGGACAACCACUGGUGGCCAACAACGAUGGAAACGUAGCAGCCGAGCAACAAGCCCGACAGCCCAGUAGGGUGGAAUCGUUCUUUGCGAUCACGAAAUCGUUGAUCCUGCGGGCAAUGGUGAUUUAUUUCAUUUCGUACAUGUUCCGAAAACCGGCCCCGAGUGCGGAAGUCAACACCCAGUCGGGUGCCGUAGGACAGAGCAAGAUCACGGCGUGGAAUAUGUUCGAGAACGGGACCAUGUUCGACUUGCACGUGUACAUCUCGGAGGAUGCGAAGGAGGUGGACUUUAACGAUCCGAGCGCACUGGUUUGGCUGCAGGAGGAUCUAAUGUACGGCGAUUGGUAUGGUGGCCGGGAUGGCGAUGGGAUUUACACGGUGAGCACUCAGAUCAAGGCUUCCGAACGGCUGAUGAACAAUGGAUCGAUCUAUCUGCAUACGUACGUUACAAGAGCCGGAAAGAGUCCAAAUCCGGCGGCCGGAGAAGAUUACGCCGGGAAGUACAUGGGAUAUGCCACGGGAAUGCUGAGUAAGUACAAGAAGAUUAAGCGAGUCAAGACGCACAAUUUGCUUGCCGGGGAGAAAGAAAAGUUCGAAAAGGAGCUGGACAAUGCUCUGGUGGAGGACCGGAUAGUCGCUCACUGGCAUCCGAAUCUCACCAUCAAUCUGGUCACAGAUCAGACCAACUGGAUCAAAGGGUCAGUUCCUCCUCCUCUGGACGAAUAUGUCAAAUUCCUUCCCGGGGGUCAAACCUACCUUCCAAUCGUUUUCCACAAUGACUAUUGGAACAUGCUUCGAGAGUACAUGCCAAUCAAUGAGACCACCCCUGUUCUGCAGCUGAAUCUCUGCUAUCAGCCGCUGUCGCUUUUCAAGUGGCAACUUUAUGCAGCCCAAACUCACCGCAACAAGUGGACAAAUAACAUUUUCGGCGAGGCUUUGACUGGCGGCGUCGAAUCGGACGAAGACCAGGAUUCCCUCAAAGAGACCCUCCUGGAAACGAAUCCCUACCUUCUGGGGAUUACGAUCGCAGUUUCCAUUCUGCACAGUGUGUUCGAACUGCUCGCCUUCAAAAACGACAUCCAAUUUUGGAAAGACCGAAAAUCGCUGGAAGGUCUCUCGGUGCGAUCCGUUUUCUUCAACGUGUUCCAAUCGUUGAUCGUGCUGCUGUACGUAAUGGACAAUGAGACCAACUUCAUGAUCAAGAUCAGUUGCUUCGUCGGUCUCGGCAUCGAAGUGUGGAAGAUCCAGAAGGUGGUCAACAUCAACAUCAACAAGGACGACCUGAUGUUCGGUUUCCUUCCGCGGAUCUCUUUCUCCGACAAGGGAUCCUACGUGGAGUCCAGCACCCGCCAGUACGACAACAUGGCCUUCAAAUACCUGGGCUGGGCCUGCUUCCCGCUGCUGAUCGCGUACGGCAUCUACUCGGUGAUCUACCACGAGCACAAGGGCUGGUACUCGUUCGUCCUCAACAUGCUGUACGGAUAUCUGCUAACGUUUGGAUUCAUCAUGAUGACGCCGCAGUUGUUUAUCAACUACAAGCUCAAAUCGGUGGCCCAUCUGCCGUGGCGAAUGAUGACCUACAAGUUUUUGAAUACCUUCAUCGACGACAUCUUCGCGUUUGUGAUCAAAAUGCCUACCAUGUACCGGCUGGGAUGCUUCCGUGAUGGUAAGUAACAAUGCUGAUUGGAUUGUAUUCGAAAA